Molecule: messenger RNA, 1858 nt
Organism: Camponotus floridanus (Florida carpenter ant)
Lineage: Eukaryota; Metazoa; Arthropoda; Insecta; Hymenoptera; Formicidae
Gene: Mettl3
Product: N6-adenosine-methyltransferase subunit METTL3
Exons: 4
Coding region: 176-1822 (548 amino acids)
Cellular component (GO): nucleus; RNA N6-methyladenosine methyltransferase complex
Molecular function (GO): mRNA m(6)A methyltransferase activity; mRNA (2'-O-methyladenosine-N6-)-methyltransferase activity
Source: RefSeq, a predicted model, not a curated record
GAAAUAUUAAAAAAUAAAACAAUUUAUAUAAUACUUCGUUCAUAAUGAUAUAAUUAACAAAAGAUUAGGAGAAUCGGAGGACCAAAUUUCUCUCCUACUAUUUUAACCCUCAACCUUGUCCAAUCGACAAGAAUCAUUUUUUAAAGUAUGUUUUUAUGUACAAUCUACAUAAACCAUGUCGGAUGCAUUUGAGGAGAUACAAGCGAUCAAAAUAAAGAGGAAUAGUUAUCGCGAGAAGCUACAGAAAAGGAAACGAGAACGACAUGAAUUAUAUACGCUCACUUCAACGUCGGUUUCAUCCACCCUGACAACAGAAUCAGCAUGUCCUGAUUCCAAUGCAUCUUCACGCUCUGAUCACAGCGAAUAUGAAAGAGAUGUACUUUGCAUCCUGCAUGAAUCUCUGCCUAAUCUACCGAUAACGUCUGCGGACUUGAUAGAUCAGCUACGCAAAAAUCUCAAUGCUGAUGUGUCUUCUUCCGACAUUCAUAAGAUUCUAGAGAAACUGGCCACACAAGAUAUAGUCAAAAUCAAAGAAGUCACAGAGAAUGGAGUGUUUGGAUAUACAGUAUUAUCUGUAACAGAAUCUCAGUCAUCAUGUCAAUCCCAGUCCGACGACACGGAGAAUCCUGAAAGCGUAGAGACAUCCACGUCCGAUCCAAAUGAUCACAUACCUUCGGAAAAACAAGCAAGGAUAGAAAAAAAGAAUACUGAGGAUAUUAUGUCCUUGAUUUCGAUGCCGACCAUCAGAGAAAAGGAGAGUAAAAAAGUCGGCGAACAAAUCUUAGAUUUAUUGUCAAAGCAGACUUCCAAGGAGAAAUCGCUGGCUGAACGAUUUCGCUCUCAGGGAGGCGCUCAAGUUAUGGAGUUCUGUCCACAUGGUACAAGAGUUGACUGUGUAAAAUUGAACGGCGGCCCAGGAUUUGCAGAAAAAUGUAAAAAGCUGCAUUUUAAGAAGAUCAUACAGAGUCACACAGAUGAAUCUUUGGGCGAUUGUAGCUUUUUAAAUACCUGCUUUCACAUGGACACAUGCAAAUAUGUACACUAUGAGGUGGAUGGUCCCACAGCUCAACCAAAGGAAACCAAUGAUUCCGAUAGUCUAAACAAUAGCAUGCCCAACAAGACGCUGAACUUGGAUAAUAAGAAUGGUGGUGGUACCAGUAGCAAUGUAGGCAGCGAAUUGACUCUGUAUCCACCACAAUGGAUUCAAUGUGACUUACGUUAUCUCGAUAUGACAGUUCUUGGCAAAUUUGCUGUAAUCAUGGCUGAUCCACCAUGGGAUAUUCAUAUGGAAUUACCUUAUGGCACUAUGUCAGAUGACGAGAUGAGACAAUUGGGAAUUCCAGCCCUUCAGGAUGAAGGACUUCUGUUCUUGUGGGUAACUGGCAGAGCCAUGGAAUUAGGAAGAGAAUGUUUACAGUUGUGGGGCUAUGAGAGGGUUGAUGAGAUUAUUUGGGUGAAGACCAAUCAACUACAAAGAAUAAUACGGACUGGUAGAACGGGACAUUGGCUAAAUCAUGGCAAAGAACAUUGUUUAGUUGGCAUGAAGGGCAAUCCUCGUAUCAAUCGAGGACUGGACAGUGACGUGAUCGUCGCCGAGGUACGUGCAACUAGUCAUAAGCCUGACGAAAUUUAUGGCAUCAUCGAGCGCAUGAGCCCGGGCACAAGAAAAAUCGAAUUGUUCGGUAGGCCGCAUAAUGUGCAGCCCAAUUGGAUCACUUUAGGUAAUCAAGUUGAUGGUGUUCAUUUAAUUGAUCCACAACUCAUCAAAGCCUUCAAGAAACGUUAUCCCGAUGGAAAUUCAAUGAAACCUGCUAAACCAUAAAUUUGCCCUCUUUCAAUAUAUAUUUGAUAUGAAAUU